AUGAUUGGUUCAAGACUUAUGCUUGCAUGUCAAGGAUGUGCUCUUCGAGGGCAUGAUGAAUCUCUUGAUUCAGCAAAUUGUGGAAACUUUAUUGAAUUGCUCAAGUAUAGUGCAACUCUUAAUGCGCAAGAUGCAGAGGUUAUCUUAGAAAAUGCUCUCGGGAAUGCCAGUUAUACUUCACCGAUAGUUCAAAAUCAGAUUAUGAAAAUUAUGGGUGACUUGGUGAGGAAAAAGAUUUGUGAAGAAAUUGGUGACUUUAAGUUUUGUAUUUUAGUUGAUGAAUCUCGAGAUGAAUCCAAUUGUGAGCAAAUGGCUAUUGUGUUAAGAUUUGUUGAUGCAGAUGGUUUUAUUAGAGAGAGGUUUUUUGAUGUAAUAGGGGUUGAAGACACUACCGCACAAACUCUCAAAAAGAUGUGUUCACUUUAUGAUCGUAAUGGAUUGCUUGUACAGAAUAUAAGAGGACAAGAUUAUGAUGGGGCUAGCAAUAUGCGAGUUGCAACAUCAGGCGAAUUAUCUGGCAUUGAGUUAUUCUUUCAAAUGUUGAAUUGCAUUGUGAAUUUGGUUCGUGUUUCCCCUAAACGGAAUCAACAACUAAGAGCUGCACAAAUGGAAGAAGUUAAAAAUUUGAUGGAAAGAGGUGAAUUACAAACAAGUACUGGAGGUAAUCAGCAGGCUACUUUGAGACAACCUACUUCUACCCGUUGGGGCUCACACUAUUCUUCUGCUUGUAGUUUGCUUGGUUUGUAUAAACCCGUGUGGAAAGUUCUUGGUAUUAUAAAGGCAAAUGGGUUGAAUAGAAAAAUCCGUGCAGAAGCUAGUGGUGGGUUUACUACAAUUGGUUCAUUUGACUUUGUUUUUAACUUACAUUUAAUGGUUGAAAUAAUGAGAGUAACAGAAGUACUUUGUCAAUCGCUGCAAAGAAAAGAUCAAGAUAUUUUAACUGUUAUGGAUUCUAUCUCUAUCACAAAAACUCUUCUCUGUGAGUUGAAAAAUGAUCACAAAUGGCAAAAUUUUCUAUAG
Molecule: messenger RNA, 1020 nt
Organism: Asparagus officinalis (garden asparagus)
Lineage: Eukaryota; Viridiplantae; Streptophyta; Magnoliopsida; Asparagales; Asparagaceae
Product: zinc finger MYM-type protein 1-like
Exons: 3
Coding region: 1-1020 (339 amino acids)
Source: RefSeq, a predicted model, not a curated record